CAUCAAUUUGUUUUUGUUGAAAUCCUACGUGACAAAAUAAUAUUUUUUUAUUGGACGUGAAAUUUAUCUAGAAAAAUCAAACAAAAUGGGUGUACCAGCAUUCUUUCGCUGGCUUAGCCGCAAAUAUCCGAGCGUUAUAGUCGAGUGUAUUGAACAGAGGCCAACCGACGUAGACGGUCAGCUUGUGUACAUCGAUUCUUCUCUACCAAAUCCUAAUGGGAUAGAAUUUGACAACCUAUACUUGGAUAUGAAUGGCAUCAUUCAUCCUUGCACGCAUCCUGAAGAUAAACCGCCUCCCAAGGAUGAGGAUGAGAUGAUGGUAGCUAUCUUUGAGUGCAUUGACAGACUGUUCCGCAUUGUAAGGCCUAGAAAACUGUUGUACAUGGCUAUUGAUGGAGUUGCCCCUAGGGCAAAAAUGAACCAACAAAGGUCCCGAAGAUUCAGGGCAUCCAAGGAGACACAGGAAAAGAUUGAGGAAGUGGCUCGCAUUAGAUCUGAACUGCAAGCUAAAGGUGCCUACUUGCCUCCAGAGAGGCCUAAGGAGGCUCACUUUGACUCAAACUGUAUCACACCUGGUACACCUUUUAUGGAUCGCUUGAGCAAAUGCCUACAUUAUUAUAUUCAUGACAGGUUAAACAGUGAUCCAGGCUGGAAAGGAGUUAAGGUGAUUCUUUCAGAUGCAAAUGUACCGGGUGAAGGAGAACACAAGAUUAUGGAUUAUAUUAGGAGGCAGAGAGCUCAACCAGACCACGAUCCAAACACCCAGCAUGUGCUAUGCGGUGCGGACGCUGAUCUCAUAAUGCUGGGGCUGGCAACACACGAGCCCAACUUCACAAUCAUAAGGGAGGAGUUCAAGCCCAACAAGCCAAGGCCAUGUGACGUUUGUGGCCAACUAGGUCACGAGAUGAAAGAGUGUACGGGCACAACACCCGACGCGUCCCUCGUGCGGUCGGACCCAGCUUUCGGAAACCAGGACAGUUUCAUCUUUGUGCGGUUGACUGUUUUGAGGGAGUAUCUUGAAAAGGAGCUACAAAUGCCCAACCUGCCCUUCGAUUACGAUUUCGAGCGCGCCCUGGACGACUGGGUGUUCAUGUGCUUCUUCGUGGGCAACGACUUCUUGCCGCAUCUGCCCAGCCUGGAGAUCAGGGAGGGGGCCGUGGACCGCCUCGUCAACUUGUACAAGAAGUGCGUCUACAAGACUAAAGGUUGGAUCACAGACUCCGGUGACGUGAAUCUCGACAGAGUUCAAGUUAUAAUGGAUGAGCUGGGCAGGGUGGAAGACGAGAUCUUCAGGAGACGCCACCAGAAUGAGGUCAGCUUCAAAGCGAGAGAGAAAGCAAAGAAGCAACAGAAGGUCAACUUCGGACUGUUGGACAAGACACAGUUUGCACCUCAGCGACUGGGCGCAGCUGCAAGACCAGUAGACAACCCUCGACAGGAAGCAGCCAACAUUCGCCUGGCCGGAAUGCAGGCCGUGACCGCGAACGAGCAAGCGGACAACCGCAGUCGGAAGCGCUCGGCUGCCGAGGCGGGUCUAGAUGACGACGACGAUGAGAAGCACGACGAGGUGCGUCUCUGGGAGGAGGGCUUCAAGGAGCGCUACUAUGAGAGCAAGUUCGAAGUCGCCCGGGACAAUCUGGAAUUCAGGUACCGCGUGGCGCUGCAGUACGUGCGCGGGCUGUGCUGGGUGCUGCGCUACUACUACCAGGGCUGCGCCAGCUGGAAGUGGUACUUCCCCUACCACUACGCGCCCUUCGCCUCCGACUUCGUCAACGUGCAGGGCCUGUCCACUCAGUUCGAAAAGGGCACAAUACCUUUUCGUCCACUGGAGCAACUGAUGGGCGUGUUCCCGGCCGCCAGCUCGCAGCACGUGCCGCAGCCGUGGGCCAAGCUCAUGAGCGACCCGUUUUCCCCCAUAAUCGACUUCUACCCGACGGACUUCAAGAUCGAUCUGAACGGCAAGAAGUUCGCGUGGCAAGGCGUCGCCCUGCUGCCCUUCGUGGACGAGUCACGCCUGUUCAAAGCCCUCGAACCUUACUAUAAGGACUUGACGCAGGCAGAGAUAUACCGCAACAUCAAGGGGCACGACCGCCUGUACGUGGCGCCGGCCAACAAGGGCUACGAGUUCCUGCUGGCGCUGUACCAGGAGGCGGGGCCGGCGCUGCGCAAACUCAUCGACGACGAGCAGCGAUACCCCUUCCGCUGCGAGGGCGUGCGCGGUGACGUCAUGCUCUGCAAGGACGACGUGUGCAUCGGCGGGCAACUAGCGUCACCGGUUGUCGGCUUGGCGCCAGUGCUGGGCAACCAGGUGCUGUGCGUGCGCUACCAGGACCCUCAGUACCCGGACGACUUCGUGUUCCCGUCGCGAAGACUGCACGGCGCCACCGAGCCCCCUCGGGUGUUGAAGCCCGGCAACCUCUCGCAACAGGAGAACAGGAAUUGGAGACCGCAGAUCGGUAUGGUCCGGUCCAACACGGUUGCGUCGCUGGAGGCAGCCGGCCACCGCAUGUUGGGGCACCAGCUGUCCCGCUCGGGGGCCUACUCCAACGUUCCGCCGCCGCAGCAGUUGCAGCACAAUCGAUCCCAAUCCUUCGGCCCGCACCGCAGCGGGUACGUUGCCCACCAGGGCCAGGGUUACGGCAACCAAGGUCACAAUCGCAACCACCAACCAUCCGACAGAUACGGCUCGAACCAAGAAAGGUACGGCUCUAACCAAGAACGAUACGGCUCCAACCAAGAUAGAUACGGCUCAAACCAAGAUAGAUACGGUUCAAACCAAGGCAGGUACGGUUCGAAUCAAGACAGGUCUCAAAACCAGGGUUACCAAAGUCAGAACAGGUCAUACCAGGGUCAAGGGUCGAACCAAGGAUACCAUCAGAACAAGUACCAGCGAAAUGAUCAAGGCAGGGAUAGCCAAGGUAACCAAGGGUACAAUCAAAGACCCAACUCCGGCUCUAACAAUAGACAUCAAGGUAAUUCGUCAUGGCGUUGAAGACAAUCUGAAUAGAUUUUAAACGAUUGAUUUGAUGUUGAUGGUAUUUAGGAAAUAAAAAAUAGGGAUUUAUGUUGACCUUAUUCAGAUCAUUCGAGAGAAAAUGGAUCAAAAAAACGUAAUAAAAGAAUGCAAACCUAAUUUAAAAUAUUCAAAAUGUAAUAUUUAUUUAAUUUACUAAUAAAUAUAUUAAUUUACAAAAUAUAUAUCAUUAUUGGAUAGAAGCAGGCGUUACUUUGCGGAAUUCCAUGAUAUAUUAUGAAAAUUAAGCUUGAUUUAAAACAGAUCUUUGGUGUGGGGUGUAAGGAUUGAAGAAAAUAUAAAUUACACCAUACAAAUUCUCCCGCUCUUCGCGGAGUACGGCAAAUCAAGCUUAAUUUUCAUAAUAUAUGUAUUAUGAACAUUCAUGAUAACUUAAUAGUGAUAGAAAUUACGACACUGGUCAAUUAAGAUUUUAAUGAAAAGGCUAACUGCAAAAUCACGUUUCCUCCGUUUUAAUUUUUAGCCUAUUAAAAAUUACCUCGAUAAAAAAGUGUGGCUUCCGUAGACAACUGCGCAGCGAAUCACAAAAAUGUUUAAGAUAUUUUGAACUUUGUACUUUUACUCUGACACCGUGCACUUAUGUGCGCCAUUUUAUGCUAUAAGAUUACCUUAUGUGCUCGCUUUAACUUUACUGGUGUUAGCCUUAUCUCAUAAACUAAUCAAAAUCAAUAAACCCUAUCACUAAGUAUAGAAAUUUAUAUUUGUGUAAAAUUAAUUGCCGUAAAAUAUGGAAGUUAGGGGAAGUUUAUUGGGUUUACUUAGUAGAUUUAUCUCACAUAGAUAGAUCAGGUAAGGUUCUUGUUUUGAAUGCAAAUGUGCAAUAUUAAGUGUGCUCCACCUUUUAUUUAUAUGUACUUACGUUUAGGUACCUACACUUUAUAUACUUGUAUAUGCUUGACGGCUAUACGGUCUUCUAUGCGAUACAAGAACUAUAAUAAACUAUAUAAUAUUGACUUAAUGUUAGAAAUUAAAAAGUACAAUUUAUUUCUUUAAUGGAUUUAUAUCAAUAGUGAUAAAGACAUUACGACACUGGUCAAAAAUAUGAAUAAGAAGCUCACUGUCACGAAAAAAGCUGUUCUAUAAAUCGUGAGAUAAAAGUACUAUGUAUGUUAUAAUGGGCUGUUUAAAUUACGAACUUUAAAAGUCCUUAUAAGAUUUUUUGUUUAUUCUUGAAUGUAUGUAGUGAGGUAUUAUUACAAACUCGCAUUGAUUAGUGCCUCCGCAGACUGGUCACUGGCCAGAACCGAAAAACGCCGCCACUAUAUAUUUUCUAUCGACGAGUUGUAGCCUGUAGCGGCCACCAUGGUCAACCGUGCAUGUGCGGCGAACCCAUAUAUAAUGUAUAAAAACUACAGAAAAUAUGUCGGUGGCGUAGUUUUGUUGUUGUGACCAGUUACAUUUAGGGGCUGAGAUAUUAUUUACCAAAAUAUCGUAUCUCCAGGUUGGCUAACUUUGAUGUUCAAAGUAUGUUGACAUUAUCUCGAAAAUGACUCAUUCACACAUUUUCACUGUCAAUCCUUUUCAUUGCAUUUUUGUCUGGAAUUCAUUGACGGAAUAAACUUUUAUAUCAUGUAAAGUUAAUUCUGUAAAGCAUAUACCGCAUUAUUAGUUAUUAAAAAAUCAAUAUGGAAAUAAAAUUGAAAAGAAUUAAAAUUUAACUUUUAAUGUGAAAUAUAGUUGAGUGAAAGAGAUGAAUGUAUGUGUUCUUACGACAAGUUAUGAGGGGCUGUUCCUUUGUCAGUAAAAUUACAUUUCGUCUCAAUGGUAGACCACAAAUAAUCCAUUAUUGAAUUCCGAGACUAAAAUUUAGUUUCUAAAAUGAAUUUAAACUGAAUGAAUUUUAAUUGAAUGUUUAAACUCCCGCUAUUUUAACUGACCACUGUUGAAACGUAUAUUAUUAAUGUCAGGGCGCGAUGCACUAAGUCGUGACGAGUUUGUUUUAUUAUAUACAAGUGGGCUAACUGGAAUGCAAUCACCUGAUCGUCGUGACAAAGCAGUCUAAGAUGGUAGCUUAGACUGCAUCAUCAUCGUGAGGAAACCAGCAUGCCUGAGAGUUCUCCUCAAAGUUCUCAACUUCACUUGGACAGCGUGGAAUACAGCCUUACCCUUCUCAUUGUGGGAGGACACCCGUGCCCGAAGUGGGAUCGAUAUGAUGAUAAUGAUGAAGGAGUCAUUUUCGAGUAUUUAAUUAUCGUCAAAGUAAAAUUGAACUAAAGUCACUCGUUUAAAAGCCGCAAAUCGUGUGUACUUCUAAUUUCUGUUAUACAAACGUUGUAUCAAAAUUCCGAGUUAAAUAGUUGUAGGCAAAUUUGAGCUUUAAAACAAUAGGAAUGUUCAAGUAUUCCAUACUCUAAAAAGACUCACCGAUUGCGAGCGAGCAAAUCUUGUACUGAGGCGAAAGUUCUAUUAGUUAUCAAAAGUGGUCUUGUAACGUAGCUCCUUCUGCUGUAAAGUCAACUUGUAAUAUAAGACUAACAUUAUGGGACUAAACUUAUGCUAUCCUUUUUAUUUCAUUUUGUCCAUAUAAAAAGGAAGGCUUGAUUUUACUCUCCAUGUUUCUGUACUACUUUGGUAUCUAUUUAAAUUAUUUUAACAGCUCUUUAUUAAAAAAAACAGAACUAAAGAUAUUCCUUUGCUAGGUUUAGUUUUGUUCUCAUAAAUAAAGUAGACUGUCUGCGUUUCUGAAUUUUGGCGACCUCCCUGGCGCAACGGUGAGCGCUGUAAAUUUAAGCAGGAGGUCCCGGGAUCGAUUACUGAUAAAGGAAAUUUGGUGUGCGCGCGCACCGUAAAAAGUGAGCUGGCGGACGAUGUAUUCCCCUCUCACUAGGUUUCGUCACUACCUUAAUCCUGCUAAAAUAGCGUUAUCAUGUGCGCGCAAAUUUCACACCCAUGAUUUUUUCCGUAACGCCGCUAAAGAAGUAUAACUUCAAAUAAAAUCCCUUUUUAUCCCCAUAGAUCUUAUUUUAGAGCUGUUAAUUUAGUUCGGCUUAGAAUAUGUCUAUACCCGACAUAUCAAAAAUUGUUCGAUUAAGUUAAAUUGACUGAUUGUUUUACACUGUGUAUAAUUAUUAUUUUGAGACUUUAUAUUAUAUUCCUUAAUUCAGAUAAAUAAAAUCUCGAUGAAACCCUA
Pararge aegeria (speckled wood butterfly) is the source of this 6164-nucleotide messenger RNA. It is a transcript of the gene Rat1, whose product is annotated as 5'-3' exoribonuclease 2 homolog. Gene Ontology annotation, cellular component: nucleus. The record is from RefSeq and is a predicted model, not a curated record. Gene Ontology annotation, molecular function: RNA binding; 5'-3' RNA exonuclease activity. NCBI's taxonomy places the organism in Eukaryota, Metazoa, Arthropoda, Insecta, Lepidoptera, Nymphalidae. The transcript has 17 exons. Gene Ontology annotation, biological process: nuclear-transcribed mRNA catabolic process. Bases 86 to 2992 code for a protein of 968 amino acids.